AUGCUGACCAGCCGUAUCUUUUCACGAGCACGUCCCUUCAUUUCACGGACAUGGGCCAUUCAAUCACGACAAUUGGCUCACAAGACACGUGUUGUCGAACGCGAACUGCCUCCAGCAGCACCUAAAUCACGUAAACCAUGGCUUAUUGGUGGAGCGAUCGUUGGUACAGCAGUCUGGAUCGUUGGCUUGUCAACAGCAUUGAAUUAUCAGAGACUCUCCAGCAGUGUUGUCACAGGCACAUUGUUCAUGGUGCGUUAUGACCCUCGUGUGAUUGAGCUUCUUGGUCCUCAAAUCGACUAUGCCGACAACUGGCCUUGGAUUACCGGUACUGUCAACCACUUUAAGGGCAAGGUUGCUAUUGCCUUUGAUAUCAGUAGCAACAAUGGUGAACGUGGACGAGUACGCUUUUCAUCAUUGCGUAGAGGACAGGAUUGGACCACGGUCGAGUUUACAGUGAUGCGUGAGAGUGAUGGCAAGACAAUUGAUUUGGGCCGCGAAUUUGAAUUGACCGAGAAAGGUGCACCAUCGAUAUCAUAA
Molecule: messenger RNA, 537 nt
Organism: Lichtheimia ornata
Lineage: Eukaryota; Fungi; Mucoromycota; Mucoromycetes; Mucorales; Lichtheimiaceae
Exons: 2
Coding region: 1-537 (178 amino acids)
Biological process (GO): mitochondrial respiratory chain complex IV assembly
Cellular component (GO): mitochondrial inner membrane
Source: RefSeq, a predicted model, not a curated record